AUGAACCCCGGCUUCGACCUGUCCCGCCGCAACCCGCAGGAAGACUUCGAGCUCAUCCAGCGCAUCGGCAGCGGCACCUACGGGGACGUCUACAAGGCGCGGAAUGUCAACACUGGUGAACUGGCAGCAAUUAAAGUCAUAAAACUGGAGCCAGGGGAAGAUUUUGCUGUCGUGCAACAAGAAAUUAUUAUGAUGAAAGACUGUAAGCAUCCAAACAUCGUUGCUUAUUUUGGCAGCUAUCUCAGGCGAGACAAACUCUGGAUUUGCAUGGAGUUUUGUGGUGGUGGUUCUUUACAAGACAUUUAUCAUGUAACUGGACCACUCUCAGAACAGCAGAUUGCAUAUGUCAGCCGAGAAACACUACAGGGAUUAUAUUAUCUUCACAGUAAAGGAAAAAUGCACAGGGAUAUAAAGGGCGCAAACAUUCUGCUGACGGAUAACGGCCAUGUCAAAUUAGCCGAUUUUGGAGUAUCUGCACAGAUAACAGCCACAAUUGCCAAAAGGAAGUCCUUUAUUGGAACACCAUAUUGGAUGGCCCCAGAAGUGGCUGCCGUGGAGAGGAAAGGCGGAUACAACCAACUCUGCGAUCUGUGGGCCGUCGGAAUAACUGCCAUAGAGCUGGCCGAACUGCAGCCGCCCAUGUUUGACCUGCACCCGAUGAGAGCACUGUUUUUAAUGACAAAAAGCAACUUUCAACCACCCAAGCUAAAAGACAAAAUGAAAUGGUCGAAUAGCUUUCACCAUUUUGUGAAAAUGGCGCUUACCAAAAACCCUAAGAAGAGACCCACGGCGGAAAAGUUACUACAGCACCCCUUUGUUACACAGCCUUUAACUCGAUCUCUGGCUAUCGAACUCUUGGACAAAGUGAAUAAUCCAGAUCACUCCACAUACCACGAUUUUGAUGAUGAUGAUCCUGAGCCUCUGGAUGUUGUGCCUCAUAGAAUUCAUUCAACAAGUAGAAAUGUAAGAGAAGAAAAAACGCGCUCAGAAAUAAACUUUGGUCAAGUCAAAUUUGAUCCACUCUUAAAGAAGGAGACAGAGCCACAUCAUGAACUUCCCGACAGUGACGGUUUUUUGGACAGUUCAGAAGAAGUAUACUACACUGCAAGAUCUAAUCUGGACCUGCAACUGGAAUAUGGACAAGGACACCAGAGUUGUUACUUUUUAGGGGCAAAUAAGAGUCUCUUGAAAUCCGUCGAGGAGGAAUUACAUCAGCGGGGACAUGUGGCUCACUUAGAAGAUGAUGAGGGGGAUGAUGAUGAAUCUAAACAAUCAACUAUGAAACCCAAAGUACCACCUCCUUUGCCACCAAAACCUAAAUCCAUCUACAUACCACAGGAAAUUCAUGCGCCUGAGGAUGACAAUCAAGGAACAAUCAAGAGAUGUCCCGUGUCUGAGAGCCCAGCAAAGCCAUCGCAAGUCCCACCCAGACCACCGCCUCCCCGAUUACCUCCACAAAAGCCGUUGGCUUUAGGGAAUGGACUGAGUUCCUUCCAGCUAAAUGGUGAAAGAGAUGGAUCUUUACAGCAACAGCAAAAUGAAAACAGAGGGACUUGUUCCUCAAGAAAAGAAAGGAGGGAUGUACCAAAACCGAUUAGCAACGGUCUCCCUCCGACACCUAAAGUACAUAUGGGGGCUUGCUUUUCAAAAGUCUUCAAUGGUUGUCCCUUAAAAAUUCACUGUGCGACAUCGUGGAUCAACCCUGAUACAAGAGAUCAGUACUUGAUAUUCGGUGCAGAGGAAGGAAUUUACACCUUGAAUCUUAAUGAACUGCAUGAAACAUCAAUGGAACAGCUGUUUCCCCGAAGAUGUACCUGGUUAUAUGUAAUGAAUAAUUGCUUGCUCUCAAUUUCUGGUAAAGCAUCCCAGCUUUAUUCUCAUAAUUUACCAGGGCUGUUUGAUUAUGCAAGACAAAUGCAAAGGUUACCUGUUGCAAUUCCAGCACAUAAACUCCCCGACAGAAUUCUCCCAAGGAAGUUUGCCGUAUCUGCCAAAAUCCCUGAAACCAAAUGGUGUCAGAAGUGUUGUGUUGUGAGAAAUCCCUACACAGGCCACAAAUACCUUUGUGGGGCACUUCAGUCAAGCAUUGUUCUAUUAGAAUGGGUUGAACCAAUGCAGAAAUUCAUGUUAAUUAAGCACAUAGACUUUCCUAUACCUUGUCCACUUAGGAUGUUUGAAAUGCUGGUAGUUCCCGAACAGGAUUAUCCUUUAGUGUGUGUCGGCGUCGCUAGAGGAAGAGACUUCAACCAAGUGGUUCGGUUUGAGACGGUCAACCCAAAUUCUACCUCUUCCUGGUUUACAGAGUCAGACACCCCACAGACGAAUGUUAUACACGUAACCCAACUGGAGAGAGACACAAUCCUUGUGUGCUUGGACUGCUGUAUAAAAAUAGUAAAUCUACAAGGCAGAUUAAAAUCUAGCAGGAAAUUGUCAUCGGAACUCACGUUUGAUUUCCAGAUUGAGUCGAUAGUUUGCCUACAAGACAGCGUUUUAGCGUUUUGGAAACACGGGAUGCAAGGGAGAAGUUUUAGGUCAAACGAGAUAACCCAAGAAAUUUCUGACAGUACAAGGAUAUUCAGGCUUCUUGGAUCUGACAGGGUUGUGGUUUUGGAAAGUAGGCCGACUGAUAAUCCUACCGCUAACAGCAAUUUGUACAUCCUGGCGGGUCACGAAAACAGUUACUGAGAAAUCGUGCGUGUGUCUGACGCAGCCGGAGAGAGAACACUACCGCUGCAACGAAACCCGACGCUUGAAGCUGUCCAUAAAAAGCGCGGGAACCUGGCUUCAGUUACUCUGUAAUUUAUUGUGGCACGAGACAAAGAUGAGGAAAAAAUGUGUUCUUAAGCGGUGUGGACGGAGCUAGCCUAUUCGUCCACCCCGAGGGCUUCAUUCACUGUUAUGUAAUCUUUGUACAUAGAGGCAGUAGUUUUCCGUGGAAUUUCGUAUUGCCGAAGACCCACACUAAGAGUUUCCUGUAGAUAGCGGUCCUUUUACGAUUUAAACGUCUUAUCUGUACAGUUGUAAAGGUUGUCGAUGCAGAAGUGCAUUUGGGAGGGGGGUACUAUUUUAAGAACUGGGGGGGAUAUUCUUGGGUAUGGCUAUAUUAUCCAACGAGAUGCUGGCGACGGACCCGGCGCAAUUAACAACACUAUUGUAUUUUUAUGGUAUGUAAUUUAGUAGGACGGAUAUAAAUCUGGUAACUUUUAAAGAAAACUAUAAUCGAGGCUGUAAUCAUUUUAUAAUCUUGUUUUUAAUUUCAAGGCAAGUACACUGGUGUUUCUGUUUGCACAAAGUAGCGAUACGUGAUGAACUUAGUCACAAAGGUAAGCUGUGACGUUGUCGAAACGCGUUGGGCUUUGAAAUCCCUCUUUUAAAGUUGAUUUGGCUCGGUUUCUUUGCGAAACAAACCCCUUACCCACCUGUUGUAGUAACCGGCCCUUUUUUUAAUUUAAAGCAGGAUUCGGUGAGAUUGCUUCUCUGUGCUUUGAAGACGUUGCCUUCCGGAAUGAGUUUGAAUCACAGGAAAAGGGUGCUGUGAUGUAACUGCAAUUGUCGUUUAAAUUAUAUUGUAUGUACAAUGAUCGAAUUAGCGUUACGGAGAGUCCACAAUAAACAUUUCAUGUACUCACACUGAAGAACUAUUAACAUUCCACAGAGUGAAAUGGUUCAGACUUCCAGUUGCAUUUUGACUCUUUUGGCCCUAUGAUUUUCAUAUUUGUUCUGAUUUAGGGUGUUAGCCUGUGGCCAAAAUAAUUUAGUUACUACCUCAUGCACACGAUAGAAGGGUUACUACACAUCACAGGAACUUAGUUUUGGUCAAAGUUAAUUUUUGAUGGCUAUUUUCCGACGGAGUCUGUAGAUACCGAGUUUCGGCAAAAUGCACACUUUUGGCUCUUUUUCGCCUAUGUUCUUUCCAUUUUAUUGUGAGUAUAUACACUAAGAACAAACUAAGUGGUGAUUUAUGGUCCCUCAGUACGUAUGUGCUUGGAAAUGAUUUUGAAUAUGUCUCUGUAUAUAGUGUAAAAUAAACAUGUUUUUUAACAUGCCGUUGUAUAGUA
This is a messenger RNA of Tachyglossus aculeatus (Australian echidna), 4058 nucleotides long. It is a transcript of the gene MAP4K3, whose product is annotated as mitogen-activated protein kinase kinase kinase kinase 3. The coding region runs from base 1 to 2685 and encodes 894 amino acids. Gene Ontology annotation, molecular function: ATP binding; MAP kinase kinase kinase kinase activity. The record is from RefSeq and is a predicted model, not a curated record. Lineage: Eukaryota; Metazoa; Chordata; Mammalia; Monotremata; Tachyglossidae. The transcript has 34 exons. Gene Ontology annotation, biological process: protein phosphorylation.